Molecule: messenger RNA, 1245 nt
Organism: Penicillium digitatum Pd1
Lineage: Eukaryota; Fungi; Ascomycota; Eurotiomycetes; Eurotiales; Aspergillaceae
Product: putative DNA mismatch repair protein (Mlh3)
Biological process (GO): mismatch repair
Cellular component (GO): mismatch repair complex
Molecular function (GO): ATP binding; ATP-dependent DNA damage sensor activity; ATP hydrolysis activity
Source: RefSeq, a predicted model, not a curated record
AUGAUGACCUGGAUCGAUCCACACACCAAGUUGGCCUAUAUGAUCAACCCUCGAACUGGCCAAACGAUGAAUUCUCGGAAGUCAUUGGCUACCCAGCUUUCUCCCACAGAUUGUCUCGAUGCCUCGUCCAAGCAUCCAAUGCAAAAUCUCUGGAUAGAAAACCUGCUGGGAGCAUGGGACAAUCCUUCCUUUAGUCGUACAGAAAUGCCAAUAUCAAAUCUAGGCGCGGCAUCCGCGGGUCAGCAGAAUACAGCUACUUCUUCGCACAACUGCUUCAAGGGCGCUGGACCGCUUGGUACAGCGCAGGUCGCCAAAUAUCGAGGAAAACUUCAACGCUGUGCGCUUGAGACUGCCGAGGUGAUAGCACAGGUGGACAAAAAGUUCAUCCUGGCUAAAGUCCAGACGGCUCCCGUCUUUCUCAAUUGGGAUAGAACAACAAACGAUGUUCUGCUCUUAAUUGAUCAGCACGCGGCUGAUGAGCGAUGUCGAAUUGAACUGUUGCUUAGGGAGAUGUUCCUCCCUGCCGGCCAAGGUGAAAAUUUGGAGUCGGGUGGUCGAGUGCGAACUGUCCAAGUCGGUUCUUUGUUAUUCGAAAUCUCAUCGACGGAAGGUGUUCUCUUUCAAAAAUAUACGAGUCUCUUCUCAGACUGGGGUAUUGAGUACAUGACACAUGCCAAGACCAACUCUACUGAUUUGAUCACCGUGUAUACUCUUCCUGCCCUAAUAGCCGAACGCUGUCGGCUCGAGCCUCACGUGUUGAUUGACUUGAUGAGGCGUGAGAUCUGGUCAAAUGAGGAAGAUGGCAGAAAGCCGUUCCACUCGAAGAAAACAUUUCAACCCGAAGAUGCGGACCAGGAUCUCGAACUGUCAGGCAGUGAUGAUGUGGCACACAAAGGAGCCUCAACAUCAUCCGCCUCGCGCUCAUGGGUUCAACAGAUGAAUGGAUGCCCUCAAGGCAUUGUAGACCUUCUCAACUCCCGCGCCUGUCGAACUGCUAUCAUGUUCAAUGAUCCGCUGAAUAUUGAAGAGUGCCAGGCCUUGGUCUCCAGGCUGGCCCGUUGUGUCUUCCCGUUUCAAUGCGCUCAUGGCCGCCCUUCAAUGGUCCCCAUACUUGAUUUACGACCCCUCUCUGAAACUGCUGUUUCAUUGCCGCUAGACUUCGAUACCAGAGUAUCCGCCUAUGAUGAUAAUGACGGCGUUGGCUUAGAUUUUAUGGAGGCUUUUAGAGCACGUUAUGUAAUAUAG